Messenger RNA from Perca flavescens (yellow perch), 3288 nucleotides. RefSeq names its product stimulator of interferon response cGAMP interactor 1 (gene sting1). Gene Ontology annotation, biological process: autophagosome assembly; innate immune response; positive regulation of type I interferon production. Gene Ontology annotation, cellular component: endoplasmic reticulum membrane; autophagosome. Bases 1599 to 2813 code for a protein of 404 amino acids. Gene Ontology annotation, molecular function: cyclic-di-GMP binding; 2',3'-cyclic GMP-AMP binding. NCBI's taxonomy places the organism in Eukaryota, Metazoa, Chordata, Actinopteri, Perciformes, Percidae. The record is from RefSeq and is a predicted model, not a curated record. The transcript is spliced from 7 exons.
GGGACCACUAAGGUCUAUAUAAAAGCAUCCAAAGAGCACCAUGUCAUGGGACCUUUAAAUGCAGAGGAAACUUUCCUCGUAUUUGUAAAUGUACUUGCCAAAUAAAGGAAAUAUUAUAUACAUUUUAUAUUAUAUAAAUAUUAUAAUAUUAUAUUAUACUAUACAAAUGACAAUACAAAAGAUCCGCCCUGGAGAUAUCAAGGGAUGCCUUAUCAAAGCCAGUCAAACUGACUGGACCUGCUUUACAGUUAAACUGCCUUAAGUGACUCUUUGCAGUCUUCCUCAAGCAGUGGGAGGUAGUUACAGAUACUGGUUUGACAGGAUUGAUGGAAAACAUACCACAUGGAAGAGUAAUUAGAUGAAUUACAGGAAAUGUCAGUGGUGAGAGGGAGUGACGUUCUCUUUCAUUAUGUAUGUAGUUUCCCGAAGGUGAAACAUGACAAAUAUUGUGCAACAUUUACAGAUGGGAGACAGGAAACACCUGAAUAAAUGCUUAAAUAAAUGUACAUCAUAUACAGUAUAUGCUAAUGGAGUAUUAAGAUGGUUAAUUACCGGUCUCACUGUAGUCCAUAGACUGUAAUAGCAAGUAGAAUUUUCGAAACACUGAGCUUUAAACAUGACAAUCCCCCGGCAUAACCCCACGCACCUAAGAAAUAUACGUAUUCUAUUUGGCAGAGCCAGACGAUUGUGAUUAAUUUUUAUAUUUUUUUGUCAAAAGACUCUGUCUCUAGCUCGUAAUCGAUACCACGCACGCUAGGCACGUAGCCAACGUUGUACAACACAUCACGACAAAGUGUUCAUGGGAAAUGUAGGAUUAGUACUACAAGCAGUGUUGCCAGAUAAAGAUUACGUUUCCGAGCCAAAGACACACAAAGCCGCCCACAUUUCUUGGCGCACAACAGACCAAUCUGGAAACAUUUCUGCAGUCGGACGAUUCAAACAGACGCUUCGCUUCAUUCAUCACCAUCAGCCAAAUUGGCUAGUAACUUUAAAAUGUUACAUGCCAAAGUUAAUUUUUACCCGCAUUUGGCGGGUUGGUGGGUGUCAAUUUAAAGCCCUGAUUAUAGCAACAAAUGAGGGAAUAUAAUUUCAGAACAGUGAUGUUUCAUCCCUUUAAUAGGGUUCCAAAGACUUAUAGAGUCUUUAACAAAGAACAGUGGAGCUGUCCGGAUGCUCAUGUUGGCCCACAUACUUUAUGUUGGUUUUACUCUUCUGUCUGUUUAUUGAACUUCUUCACUUUUGAUUUAACAAAAGGGGGCGCAAAAUGACCACUGCAACAUAUUGGCAACCAUUCUAUUGUGAAAUAAUUGACAAUGGUUUAACCGGAAGCCAACUUGACACUUGAGUAAAAAGAUCUGUGGUCAUAUGUAUAGUGUGGCGAAAAUAUGUAUAGUUAUACUGUAUAGUGGGAACUUCCUCUUUAUGAAUAUUUCUCAUAGUCUCUGCCCACUCCCUUUCGUUACCGUGAUGUUCUGUGUGUAAAUUAAACUGCAAUCGAAAGUGAAAGUGUUAGAUGGUGUCUAAAGGGGCGGAGAUAAAGGGAGAGGAAAACAGAGGACAAAGGAAAUCUCUCUAUUCUGGAUCACAGCAACACCAAGAUGCAGUCCCUCAAAGAUCACGAUACUCUCAUUCCUCGGCCUCGUGGGACUUUGCCUAAGGUAUGUGCUGCGGCACUGGCUGCCGUGACAAUAGGAGGCACAGUGGUUCUGUCUCCUGAAAGAUUAUUUGGAUGGGUUGCCAUGGUAAUACUCAUCCUGACCCUUGGUCCUCUGCUGCACGGCCUCUGUCUGCUCGCAGAGGAGAUGUUUUACCAUUCAAAUACGAGGUAUCGAGGCAGAGGGCUGCUGAGCCAUGUGCUGCCAGCCUGUGGGUUGGGGGGAAAGACCCUGCUGGCUGCGGGUCUGGCAGGCAUUCUGCUCUACCUGGCCGGACAUCCUCUGCAACACAAAGGCCAAUGCUGGAAACUCCUCUUCCUGGCCUCGGCCCUUUACGCGCUGUUCAAAAGCCUGGGAGUCUUGGGUCCGUCGGAGGUGGAGGUUUCAGACGUCUGCGAGGGGAGGAAGAUGAACGUGGCCCACGGCCUGGCCUGGUCCUUCUACCUUGGCUACCUGCGACUGGUGCUGCCACGUUUGGAGGGCUCCAUUGCAGCAUUUCGUGCCACCCAUCAGGCCAGCAGGUCCUCCUGGGGUCGUGGCUCCAGGAAGCUCCUUAUCCUCGUACCUCUCAACGCCAACAUUUCUCACAAGCUGGAGGAAGAGGAUGACAACAUCUUUUUCUAUGACAACCUCCCCAACAGUGAGAUAGACAGGGCAGGAGUCCGGGGGCGGGUCUACAAACACAGCGUCUACAGUGUAUUGGACAAGCAUGGAAAGGCCCAUGAGUGCGUGGUGGAGUAUGCGACGCCUCUGCUGACGCUGUACAGCAUGUCCCAGGAGAGCAGCGCUGGUUUCGGGGAGCCGGAGCGCAGACAGCAGGUCCUGCUCUUCUACAGGACGCUGCAGGACAUACUGGAGCACUCGCUGGAGUGCCGCAACCGCUACAAACUCAUCCUGCUUAAUGAUGAGCAUGAGGACGACCCUCACGUCCUGUCCAAAGCUAUCCUACGCCACCUGCAGCAGCAGGAGAAAGAGGAGUUCUGCCUCACCCCGCCUCCUCACCAGGAGAUGGCGCACCCGUUGGCGAGCGCAUCCGGCGCACCGGCUGCGAACGGCGACUGGCACCACCCUGAGCAAAUGAGCAGGGAGCCCACGCUCAUGUUCAGCCUGGAGAAACCGCAGCCUCUGAGGGAACCUGUCGAGAACACUUAUCAAUGAACAAUUGUUAGGGACAUUAUGAUACAUACUUCCCCUCUUGUUAUUAUUGAACUGUUUGCAUGGAAUAAUAUUAUUCUGAAUGCACUAAACAAGAUAACAUGGAGCCUUUGCGUGUCCUUGUCUGAGCACGGUGUGUUCCUGAGGGUAUACGUGCCCUCCCAGACCAGAUAGGGGAGACGUCAUUGACUCUGAUAAGAUAACAAUUUCUCUGUAUCACGAUUUAUUACAUUUAUUAUAAAAAGCAGCUGUAGAGAGCUUUUCAUUAGGUCAUUGUCUGUACUAUUCUGUAGUGCGGAGAAGGCCUCCUUGUUGGGUUCUCAAGUAAAAAUGAAGAUUGAUAUAUCUUCAGUGGUCCUGUCUAUCAUUUGGUAAUGGAAAUGAUUCCAACAAUAUACUGUAAAUACAUGCUCAGGCAACGGGGAACAUAAAAAGGCACACACACACACAUGAAAUAAAUGCAAACAUUUGCUUCCAA